AUUGCCCCGAAAUUGCACACCAGCUGCUAUAAAAUUAAAUCCUCAACCCCUCUCUCUCACAGACGGCGAGAAUGAAAGACAACUUAGUUUUGUAUCCCUCUCCGGGGAUCGGCCAUCUUGUGUCGACGGUGGAACUAGGAAGGCUCAUACUCAAAGAAUAUCCAUCUUUCUCCGUCACUAUUCUCAUCACUCCCCCACCUUUCAACACAGGUUCCACGGGUCCUUACAUCACCCGCAUCUCUGCUACUACCCCAUCCAUUUCCUUCCACCACCUCCCUCCCAUCCCAAUCUCUCCUGAAUCCAUUUCCUCUCCCCAUUUUGAAGCCAUCAUCUUUGAGGUCUCUCGCCGGAACAACCCGAAUGUCCACCAAGCACUCCUCACCAUCUCCCAAUCCUCUACCAUCCGAGCCUUGAUCAUCGACACGUUUUGUUCUCCUGCUCGUGAUGUUGCAGCUUCUUUAAACAUUCCUGUUUACAACUUCUUCACAUCGGGAGCCACCACCCUUUCUGUCAUGCUCUACUUCCCAACAAUCCAUAAGAACACCACAAAAAGCUUCAAAGAUCUAGGUUCCACCAUUCUUGACAUUCCUGGCACGCCACCCAUCCCUGCAAAAGACAUGGUCAAGCCCCUUCUCGAUCGAAAUGACGAGGCCUAUCAGGGCUUCUUAGAAUUUUACUCUAGAAUGCCCGAAUCGAAGGGAAUUCUCAUAAAUACAUUUGAAUCAUUACAGCCCAGGGCUUUGAAGGCGCUGUCCGCCGGGUUAUGCCUUCCCGAUAGUCCUACACCACCGAUUUACUGCGUCGGCCCUAUCAUCACGGCAGAUGAUCGAACAGGUGGUGAGCAUGGUGAGAUACACGAGUGCCUGACUUGGCUCGAUUCCCAGCCGAGCCGGAGCGUCGUGUUCCUCUGCUUCGGAAGCUUAGGACUAUUCUCUGCAGCACAGUUGAAGGAGAUAGCAAUUGGUUUGGAGAAGAGUGGGCAAAGGUUCCUGUGGGUGGUGCGUAAUCCACCCACCGAGGACAAAAGCUGGCGUCAUUUAGUACCGCCGGAGCCAGAUUUGGAUGCUUUGCUGCCGGAAGGUUUCUUGGAACGGACGAAAGACAGAGGGUUCGUUGUAAAGUUGUGGGCCCCACAGAUGGAGGUGUUAAAUCGGGAAUCUGUUGGUGGGUUUGUGACUCACUGUGGUUGGAACUCGGUGUUGGAAGGGGUGUGUGCAGGAGUUCCCAUGAUUGCAUGGCCACUCUAUGCAGAGCAACGGCUGAAUCGGAUAUUUUUGGUGGAGGAGGCGAAACUCGCCAUUCCCAUGAACGAGUCAGAAGAUGGGUUUGUGAGUGCUGCCGAGGUUGAAAAGCGAGUGAGAGAAUUGAUGGAAUCGGAUGAAGGGAAAGCUCUUAGAGAGCGUACCAUGGCCUUGAGAGAUGCCGCUGUGGCCGCGACAAGUGAGGGCGGCUCAUCCCGGGCUGCAUUCUCUGAGGUAGCCGAGUUAUGGAAAUCGUCUAGUUAAUUAAGUUGCAAUUUUUUCUCCUCUUUCCUCUUGGAAUUCUCUCUCCCCCCCCCAACCCUCUUACACACACACACACAAAAUGGCUAAUUAUUAGCAAAACCUUUACUUUGUCUUGGAAAUAAUGGUUUUCUUCUUAUAUCUCAUGUUCCUAAAUUUUAAAUCAUUAUAGUAUGACUCUCAAAUAUAUAGAUAUUUAUUCUCUAAGGUUCUAA
Macadamia integrifolia is the source of this 1717-nucleotide messenger RNA. RefSeq names its product anthocyanidin 5,3-O-glucosyltransferase-like. Bases 72 to 1505 code for a protein of 477 amino acids. Gene Ontology annotation, molecular function: UDP-glycosyltransferase activity. NCBI's taxonomy places the organism in Eukaryota, Viridiplantae, Streptophyta, Magnoliopsida, Proteales, Proteaceae. The transcript has a single exon. The record is from RefSeq and is a predicted model, not a curated record.